AUGGCAGAUGAGCAGCAUGGGUUGUUUCAGUUUGGACAGUUGGAAAUAUUGGCAGCAUCCCAGACUGUUGGGAAAGAGACGGUACAGACCACAGAAGACAAGAUUAUGAAGAGAGACAUGCCUCCAGCCUUCAUUAAGGUGGAGAAUGCCAGUGCAAAGCUGGUGGAAGCAGCUCGGAUGCUGAGGACAGACCCGUACUCUGUCCCGGCCCGUGAUUAUCUCAUCGAUGGCUCGCGGGGCAUCCUCUCAGGCACUUCAGACCUGCUUCUGACCUUUGACGAGGCAGAGGUGCGUAAAAUUAUCCGAGUGUGUAAAGGCAUUCUGGAGUACCUGACCGUUGCUGAGGUCGUGGAAACCAUGGAGGAUUUGAUCACUUACACUAAAAAUCUGGGACCAGGCAUGACAAAAAUGGCAAAGAUGAUUGAUGAGCGGCAACAGGAGCUGACACACCAGGAGCACCGUGUGAUGCUGGUCACCUCUAUGAACACAGUGAAGGAACUGCUGCCCGUGCUUAUAUCAGCCAUUAAAAUCUUUGUGACAACCAAGUGCACCAAGAGUCACGGAGUGGAGGAGGCCUUGAAGAACAGAAACUACACGUUCGAGAAGAUGAGCGCCGAGAUCAACGAGAUAAUCAGAGUGCUGCAACUCACUUCAUGGGACGAGGAUGCCUGGGCCAACAAAUGGCCUAACACUAUGUCUGUGACACCUGCAGGAGAUCCGGGAGAGCAUGCGCUGCGUCACAUACUGGAUGAAGCAGGAAAAGUGGGUGAGCUUUGUGCAGGGAAAGAAAGACGAGAGAUCCUGGGAACAGCCAAGACCUUGGGCCAGAUGACGGAUCAGGUGUCAGAUGUGCGCGCCAGAGGUCAGGGUGCCACCCCUAUAGGUAUGCAGAAAGCUCAGCAGGUGGGCCAAGGUUUGGAUAUUCUGGUAGGCAAAGUGGAGAAUGCUGCUCGGAAACUGGAGGCCCUGACCAAUGCCAAACAGGCCAUUGCCAAAAGAAUCGACACGGCCCAGAGCUGGCUGGCUGAUCCGAACGGCGGUCCGGAGGGGGAAGAGAACAUCCGUGCUCUUCUGGCAGAGGCCAAGCGCAUCGCUGACCUGUGUGAAGAUCCUAAAGAGAGAGACGACAUUCUGCGCUCCAUCAGCGAGGUCGCAGGACUCACUGCGAGACUGGUUGAACUUCGGAAAAUGGGUAAAGGGGAUACUCCUGAGGCUAGAUCGCUGGCCAAACAGAUUGGCACAGCUUUGCAGAACUUGCAGGCAAAGACUAACCGUGCCGUGGCCAACAUGAGACCUGCCAAGGCCGCUGUUACACUAGAGGGCAAAAUUGAGCAGGCCUUGCACUGGAUCAACAACCCUGGAGUGGACGAUCAUGGAGUAGGCCAGGCUGCCAUACGGGGGCUGAUAGCGGAAGGUCGCCGGCUGGCGAACUCUCUACCAGGGCCAUACAGACAGGAUCUGCUAGCAAAGUGUGAGCGAGUGGAGCAGCUGAUGAUGCAGUUGGCAGAUCUUGCAGCGCGGGGAGAGGGAGAGAGUCCUCAGGCGCGCGCUGUGGCUGCUCAUCUUCUGGAGGCAAUUAAAGAUCUGAAGGCGAAGAUGCAGGAAGCUAUGACCCAGGAGGUGUCUGAUGUUUUCAGUGAUACAACCACACCAAUUAAACUCCUGGCUGUGGCAGCAACUGCGCCUCUUGAGGCCCCCAACAGAGAGGAGGUCUUUGAAGAAAGAGCGUCUAACUUUGAGAAUCAUGCCAGUAGACUGGGUGCUACAGCCGAGAAGGCCGCUGCUGUGGGGACAGCCAAUAAGAGCACAGUUGAGGGCAUCCAGGCGGCUGUGAAAUCAGCCAGAGAUCUAACACCUCAGGUCACUUCUGCUGCACGCAUUUUGCUGAAGAACCCUGGCAACCAGGCUGCAUAUGAACACUUUGAGACCAUGAAGAACCAAUGGAUUGACAACAUUGAAAAAAUGACCAGUCUUGUGGAUGAAGCCAUUGACACGAAAUCCCUCUUGGAUGCAUCAGAGGAGGCCAUUAAGAAAGACAUUGAUAAAUGCCGGGUGGCAAUGGCUAACGUUCAGCCCCAGAUGUUGGUUGCAGGGGCCACCAGCAUCGCCCGGCGGGCUAACCGGGUCCUUCUGGUGGCCAAACGGGAAGUGGAGAACUCAGAGGACCCGAAAUUCAGAGAACUGGUCAAAGCUGCUUCAGAUGAACUUGGUAGAACAAUCUCACCCAUGGUUAUGGCUGCUAAAGCCGUGGCAGGAAACAUCCAGGAUCCAGGUUCACAAAAGAGCUUCUUGGACUCUGGCUACAGGAUCUUGGCUGCUGUUGGGAAAGUCAGGGAAGCCUUCCAGCCUCAGGAGCCUGACUUUCCACCUCCACCUCCAGACCUUGAUCAGCUGCAUGUCAGUGAUGAUCAGGCUCCUCCCAAACCGCCCCUCCCAGAGGGGGAAGUUCCUCCCCCGAGACCUCCACCCCCAGAGGAGAAAGAUGAGGAGUUCCCGGAGCAGAAAGCCGGCGAGAUGGUGAGCGAGCCGAUGAUGGUGGCCGCCAGGCAGCUACACGACGAGGCCCGUAAAUGGUCCAGUAAGCCUCCCCAGCCUGAAGUGACAGACGAGGGUUUUGAGGCCGCUGAGGCGGAAGUAGAUAUAGACGAUGAGGAUGAAUUCACAGACAACGAGGAUGAUUUUGAGCCAGAGCUGCUCUUAAUGUCUUCCAAUCAGACAGUUAACCAGCCCAUUUUGGCCGCUGCGCAGUCUUUGCACCAGGAGGCUCGCAAGUGGUCCAGUAAGGGUAAUGACAUCAUUGGAGCGGCUAAGCGUAUGGCCCUGCUCAUGGCAGAGAUGUCUCGUCUAGUGCGUGGAGGCAGUGGGAAUAAACGUGCCCUCAUUCAGUGCGCAAAGGACAUCGCCAAGGCCUCCGAUGAGGUCACACGGCUGGCUAAAGAGGUAGCCAAGCAAUGCACCGACAAACGGAUUCGCACAAACCUCUUGCAGGUUUGUGAGCGUAUCCCAACUAUUAGCACUCAGCUGAAGAUCCUGUCCACGGUAAAGGCCACUAUGCUGGGACGUACAAACAUCAGUGAGGAAGAAUCUGAGCAGGCCACCGAGAUGCUUGUGCACAACGCGCAGAACCUCAUGCAGUCCGUGAAGGAGACGGUCAGAGAAGCAGAAGCUGCCUCUAUCAAGAUCCGCACAGACGCAGGGUUCACUCUUCGCUGGGUCCGAAAGACCCCCUGGUAUCAGUAAACUGAGGACUAGUUGAUUUCCAUUAGCAAUUUGCAUUCUUGCCUUUUCAAACGUUGUGAGAUCUGAUAAGGGGUGGCAGGUGGACAGAAAGCACCCUGUCUGAUUCUUAAACUUUUGAACAUCAGUGUUCAGCUCAAGUUUCGGGGUGAUUGGUAUUACUUCUUUUUAUUUACUUGCUGGUAUGGGUACUUGCUACACCUCCGCUGCUCCUUACGGAGGCUAUUUUUGUCCUGAAAGUUCGCUGUCGUUACCUUUAUUUCACACUACUGGGGUAUAGUUUAGGAGUAUACAGGAAGCAAAUUUUUAAAUAUAUA
This is a messenger RNA of Sinocyclocheilus grahami, 3554 nucleotides long. RefSeq names its product vinculin-like. The transcript has 21 exons. Gene Ontology annotation, cellular component: actin cytoskeleton. The record is from RefSeq and is a predicted model, not a curated record. NCBI's taxonomy places the organism in Eukaryota, Metazoa, Chordata, Actinopteri, Cypriniformes, Cyprinidae. Bases 1 to 3240 code for a protein of 1079 amino acids. Gene Ontology annotation, biological process: cell adhesion. Gene Ontology annotation, molecular function: structural molecule activity; actin filament binding.